This is a messenger RNA of Tribolium madens (black flour beetle), 1672 nucleotides long. Its product is annotated as ADP-ribosylation factor-like protein 6-interacting protein 4. NCBI's taxonomy places the organism in Eukaryota, Metazoa, Arthropoda, Insecta, Coleoptera, Tenebrionidae. The transcript has 2 exons. Bases 335 to 871 code for a protein of 178 amino acids. The record is from RefSeq and is a predicted model, not a curated record.
UUCUGACGUGAAUGAAGUUAGCUCUUAUUACUCCGUUUUCAAUAAAUUAACUCCAAUUAUUCCAAGUGGCAAAUCCGAACGCAGAAAGUUCAUUUUAUUGUCAAAAGGCUGAGAAUAGCCGAACGCAGGAACUAUAGAGUGUUGCCAGUCCAAAAAAAAAUAAAAUUCACCAGAUCCGAGACCAUUUUUUGACAAUUGACAGAUAAUUUAAUGGUUAUGUUACGGUUCUGUUGUUUUUACAAGAAAAGAUUGCUUUUUCUAAAUGAAACCAUAAAUAACUCAUUAGUGACUAGUAGUUUAAAUGCUUCAAACUCAUAUUUGGUGAUUGAAAAUAAUGGGGCCCCAUAGGAAGCACCAGAAACGUGCAGAGUCCACUUCUGAUAGCAGUUCUACCGAUUCAAGCCCCACUAUACGUAAAAGGAGCCGGUCUGAUUCUUCUAAGAAAAAGAAGCGAAAGUUGAAGCACAAACACGUUUCGUCAUCCUCCGAUUCUUCCUCAAGUGACUCAACUCCAACAUCCUCAAGUUCAGAUUCAGAAGAAGAGAAAUUAAAGAAAAAAAUUAAGAAGAAAGCCAAACAUAAGAAAUGUAAAAAACAGAAGUGUGAGGCACAGACAAGUGAUAUUCCUCUGGAAUUGAUGGCAAAAUCCAAAGCCAUGGCCCCCAUGACUAAAGAACAGUGGGAGAAACAACAGAACGUCGUACGCCGUGUUUACGACGAGGCUACUGGCCGGCACAGGCUUAUCAGAGGCGAUGGCGAAGUCAUUGAAGAAAUAGUGAGUCGUGAACGGCACAAAGCAAUCAACCAGCAGGCCACCCGUGGCGAUGGCGAAUUCUUCCAAGCUCAAAUGUUCAAUCGUUUGAAAAAAUAAUAAUACAGUUUAAAAUAUAUGUAUUUGAUUCAAUAUAAUUGUAUAAAAUAUGAGGUUGAGCCAUCUCGCCAUGAGGGAUCGUCUACGAUUUUGGCUCGGCACAAGGGACAAGUUUGUUCGCGAUCAAACCACGUGGUUACGCAAUUUUCGCAAAAGAUGUGUCUGCAUUGGAGGAGGACUGGGGAGUCGUAGUUGUCGUGGCAGAUGGGGCAAUGGUCGCCCGCCGCCUGGAUUUGCUCCUUGUUGGGUGAUGAGCCCACAGUCUGAAAAAUUAAAUAAAAAAAAAUAAUUAUAAUAUACAGGGUGUAUGGAAAAGAUGGGGACAAAGAGUAACCUGAGAUGAUUUAAUUAAACUUACUUUUAUACCAAGUUGUACCGUUUAAAAGUUACAGGACGCCAAUGCAAUUAUGAUUUUUUUGUUUAAAUUAGUAAUUAAUUACUUUACUGUUAACUAACAGAUAUUAAAACCUAAUAGUAUAUUAUAUCACAAUGUGGAGAACAGAUUUUUUAUAGCCGAGCUAUCUGAUGCUACGCAUGCGCGGCUAUAAAAAUCUCUACCGUGUUUUAUAUAACAUUUUUUUCACUACUAGCAACCAAAGAGACAAGAAAGAGACACUGGUAAAAUAAUAUGCUUAAGCGCAGAAAUAAAAUUUUUACUCCAUGCCUCAAAGAUAAAACUUUUGCUUAUAACAUUUAAUCAUAAAAGUGGUCACUUUUGUGACGUUUAUGGAUAAAAAUUUAUUAUACAUACAGGCUGUGCCAGAACUCGCGCCCCAGCGAAAAUUUUCAAGUAAGGUAAGA